Molecule: messenger RNA, 1389 nt
Organism: Drosophila gunungcola (fruit fly)
Lineage: Eukaryota; Metazoa; Arthropoda; Insecta; Diptera; Drosophilidae
Product: CLIP domain-containing serine protease B15-like
Exons: 4
Coding region: 10-918 (302 amino acids)
Biological process (GO): proteolysis
Molecular function (GO): serine-type endopeptidase activity
Source: RefSeq, a predicted model, not a curated record
AGUAGCGCAAUGAAGGCGGCAGUAAUCGGAAUCUCAGCUUUGCUGUCUCUUCUCCCCAUUCUGGGAUUAACCCAAUAUCUGGACGGGGAGUGCGGAAUUCAAUCGAAGGCUGCGAAUCAAACCUCAAGUCCCUGGAUGACUUAUCUUCACACCACCGAAUUGAUAUUUGUGUGCGGCGGAAGUCUAGUUACUCAAAAACUGGUACUAACAGCAGCGCAUUGUACAAAGGCCAAUGUGCAUCUAGUAGCUCGUCUGGGGGAGUUUAUUGGAACCCGUGAAAAACAGGACACUAUUCGAUCGGAACAUAAUGUAAGCCAAAUCUUUAAGCACCCUUUCUAUAAUGUGGUAACACAUGCAAAUGACAUAGCCAUUCUCGGAUUGGCCUCGAAUGUGGUGUACACAGAACACAUCAGACCCAUUUGCAUUCCGUGGUGGACUUCGUGGAAACAGUAUAUCGACAGCAUCCAGGUUUUCACAGGUUCCAGAUGGGGUCUUUCCUCGUUAAGAAACGAAAGUGAUGCAUUUAGGACUCUGGAAGUCCGGCGCCAGCCAGCAGAAAUGUGUACUUCCUCCAAUAACAGCAGUAUUGCUAGAUCACAAUUCUGCGCGGGAAACUCGGAAAGUAAUCUAUGCAACGCGGACUACAGCAGUAUCCUGGGAGCAAUGAUUCCUUACAAAAACUUCAGUCGAUUUGUCCUGAUCGGCAUUGCGACAACGAAUCAAAGAUGCAAUAUGCCCAGCAUUUACACUGAUGUUCUGAGCCACAUCGACUUUAUCCUCAGAGUGUGGCGGUAUUAUGGCAAAGGUCAAGGAGAACGGUUCAAAAGUUCAACGACACGGGCACCGAAACUAAUUGAUGAUACGGGUUUGAAUUCGGAUUCGGGUUUAUUUAAUUCGUUCGUUCCAGUAGCACAUUAAUGUAUUUCCGAAAAACAUUAUUGCAAAAAAGUUACCAAAACCUUCAGUUUUAAUUCCAUAACUUUUCUUGCAAUCAUUCGAUUUCAAAAUGGCAUAUCUUUUAAGUAUUGGGGCUUCAGUCUAUACAACUCUGCGUUUAAAAAUUUAUUUGCGAUUUCGGGUCGAUUUUUUGCCAUUUUUAUGAUAUAACCCCUUUCAAAAUCUCCGAAAAUAUCGUCUGUGCAGAAAAGUGACCUAAAACCUGCUGUUCUAAAUCCAAAACUUUUCUUUCACGCAUCCGAUUUCAAAUUUGUAUAUCUUUAAACUGUUGUGGCUUCAGCCUCUAAAAAUUUGCAUUUAAAUUUUGUUUUGAAAGUUUGGGUUGAUAUUUUUACAACAUAACUUCUUAAUUUAUUUCCGAAAAAAGUUAUUGUAAAAAAAGUGCCAAAAACCUGCAGUUGUAAAUCCAUAAAUUUUCUUGUAAACAUCCGA